GUAACACAUUCCCCCCUGAGUUGGCUCAGGCCUUAGCAAAAGAUCAGGGUUUUGUUUCUGGCUCUCCCCAUGCAGCCAUGGCCCUCCAGGGAGUAGGGAAUGAGCUGGCCCCAGGUGUUUCGGGGCAGCUGGAGCAGUUGGCACUGCUUCAAAGACAAGUCUGGAUGAGCAGGGAAAAAACUGCAGCAACAGUUUGCUUGGGAGGUCCUGCUUAUUGCAGGAUCAGGCUUUUGAUGUGAGACAGCUUUGGAUGGAGAUGUUCACAGUGAUUCUUCUCCUGCUGGUAGCUGGGAUAAGCCAGAGCCCCGGCCCGCAGCCUCAGUACCGCAGACCACGGCGUUGCCUGGAACGCGCGACGGCGGCGGGCGGGCGGUCCCGAGGGGCAGCAGCGGGCGGGGCGGGCGGCGGCAGCUCCGUGGCGGGGCUCGCCCUGGGCCAGCUAUUUUUGCCGCCGACCCGGACUAAUCCCCUGAGCCGCUUCCCGGCAUUAGGUAACGGCGCGGCGGCAUGCGCCGCGCGGUGUCCCCAGCCCGGGCAACCCCCGGCAGUCGCGGCGCGGCGGGACGGGCUGCGACACGCCCGGUGCGGGCUGGGGGCCGUGGGCACCCGCCGCCGAGCCCCGGGCGGGCCCGGACCGAGGCCAGCAGGUAGCGGCGGGUGGUGAGGAGGGCCGGGGGCGGACAUGCCGGGCCCGUCGCCCGGCGGCUCCCCGGAGAGGGAAGCAGGGGCCGGCGGGCGGCCGCGGGGGCCUGGCCGGGACCGUCGGGUACGGUUCCGGCUGCCUCACACCGCCAUCGCGGUGCCGUCGGUGCGCGAGGAGGAGCAGCUCUUCUACCGGCGGCUGGAGGCGCUGGCAGUGCCGGGGCCCGGCGGCUUCGGGCCGCUCUUCGCUUCCGACGGUUGGAGCGACUUGACGGGUGAGCGCCGACGGGCGGCCUCGGGGCCAGCCGGGCCGGCGGCCCAGGCUAGGACGGCCGGUACCGGGGGGAGUCGAGCAAGGAAUGCCGAUUUCGGGACUCCCGGCUUGGCUCUCAGCGCCUCCUCCCCCGCAGAAGACCGGCUGCUGCGGAAGCGCGUGGUGCGGGCCGGGCUGGGCGGGCCGCGGCCGCUGCCGGGCCAGGAGGUGUCGGUGAAGGUGCUGGGUGCCCUGGAGGACGGCGGGCUGGUGGAGCGGGACCCGCGGCUCAUCUUCGUGCCGGGUCACGGGGACGUCGUGCAGGCUCUGGAGCUGGGCGUCCCAACCAUGCAGCCCGGGGAGGUUUCCUUCUUCCUCGCCGCUUUCCCCUACGCCUAUGGCCGCCCGGGCAGGGAGCCCGACGUGCCGCCCGAGGCACCGCUGCUGUUCGAGGUGACGCUCCUCGAGGUGCGGGACGGCCCCGACCCGCAGCCGCUGCCUCCCGCCGUCCGUCUGCGCCUGGGCUCGCAGCGCCGGGAGCGGGGCAACUUCCACUUCGCGCGGGGUGACUUCGCCGCGGCGCUGCGAUCGUACCGGCUGUCCCUGCGUGCCCUGGACGGCCCCACCGCCGCUCCGCCCGGGCCCGAAGAGGAAGAGGAGCUGCGGGAGCAGCGCGUGAAGUGCCUCAACAAUUGCGCGGCUGCCGAGCUGAAGCUGGGGCGGGCGGAGGAGGCGCUGGCGGCCUGCGAGGCGGCCCUGCGGAUCAGCCCCGACAACGGUCGGGCGUUGCUCCGGCGCGGGCAGCUGCUGGCACAGCAGGGCCGGGACGCAGAGGCGGCGCUCGUCCUGAGGAGAGCCCUGGAGCUGGACCCGGCCAGCAAGGUGAUCCACACCGAGCUCUCACGGCUGGCGAAGCGCCAGAGCCCUCCAUCCGGCGCCGGCCCGCAGAAUCCCCGCCACGACCCGAUACCGCCGCCGAGCCCCGCAUCCCCCGCACCGCCCUCGGCGGAAGGAGCGAUCUGAGCGGCCCCGCAGCGCCCCAGAGCCGGACCGAGGAGAUAGAAGAGCUCUCAUACCGACCUCCGCCCCUCGCCCCUCGCUCCCGGGG
Messenger RNA from Vidua chalybeata, 2003 nucleotides. RefSeq names its product peptidyl-prolyl cis-trans isomerase FKBP8-like. The transcript is spliced from 7 exons. Bases 683 to 1918 code for a protein of 411 amino acids. The record is from RefSeq and is a predicted model, not a curated record. Gene Ontology annotation, molecular function: protein binding; peptidyl-prolyl cis-trans isomerase activity. NCBI's taxonomy places the organism in Eukaryota, Metazoa, Chordata, Aves, Passeriformes, Viduidae.